Messenger RNA from Plasmodium knowlesi strain H, 3054 nucleotides. Its product is annotated as conserved Plasmodium protein, unknown function. NCBI's taxonomy places the organism in Eukaryota, Apicomplexa, Aconoidasida, Haemosporida, Plasmodiidae. Gene Ontology annotation, cellular component: RNA polymerase III complex. The record is from RefSeq and is a predicted model, not a curated record. The coding region runs from base 1 to 3054 and encodes 1017 amino acids. Gene Ontology annotation, molecular function: single-stranded DNA binding. The transcript has a single exon.
AUGAUAAGCAACGAGCUGCACUACCUCAAGUAUAUCGUAGCCGACAUCUUUGGACAAUCGUGCAGUGAGAUUGUGGAGCUCAUUCUUCUCUAUGGAAAUAAACUUACAAUAAAUGAAAUUAUAAACUUGUCGAAUUAUGAGUUUAGCAUCGUUAGGAACAUUUUACUUUGUUUGCUCAUUCACAACAUCGUGGACAUUCGGAUUAUUUAUGGCAAGUCACAUGAAUGCAAUCACUCGCCAUCUGACGGGAAGAAACUGGGUCUUCUCCACGACGAAAGGGGGGGUCGCCAUGACAAGGCGCCCUUGGAAGAAGCCAUAGAGGUGGUGCAAGAGUUUGUUUCCACAGCAGCCAUGGAAGUAGUCAAAGGGGACCAACCUGGUGAACUAGACCACGCAUCCGAAACGGAAGAAGGCGUUACAUUUGUCCCCAAUAACCCCCUUACAGACGAUGUCGAUGUCGAUGAUGAUGAAGAUAGUGAUGAUGAUGACCAUAUGGCAGACAAAUCUAUGGCCAAAGGACGUAGAAAAACAAAUCUGAAGGAAGAAGAAAUGCGUUUCUUGACCUACCACGAAAAAUACAAGUACAUGAAGGGAUGUACCUGCCCCUCCUGUAUUUGCAAAAUUAAGAGAGUAGAGUAUUGGGUCGUCGUUAAUAAUAUCUACGCCCUUCUUAGAUACUCUUCCAUAUUUUACUACAUGCAUCCGACACGCGUUAAAGGGGGAGGCACUAACGACGUGACAGCGUAUCAUAACUUAUGCAGCACCUCCUCUGCGGUGGACUCAAUCCCCACCGCUCCUGGAGGUAGGAAUAAGGGGAAAAAUGUGACAACGUCAAAUGAUGCUAUUUUACCUCCAGCGGGAAUGCACCCCACCAUGAGUUACAACUUUUUCACUUCAGACUUGAUACACGAUAAUAACAGUACCUCAUUCCAGGAAGAGGAGGAAGACAGCAGUUCCGAGGACGCAUCUUCCAAAAGGAACAUUAUACAAUUCAUCGAAAAAGUUAUUCUCCUAAGAGUAAUUAAAAAUGGAAGAAUCACAAUGGAGGCGUGUGUAAAGAAUUUGAAGCAAGAUGAUUACGUAGAAGUGUGUAAAAAAGAAAUACCAAAUAUAAAAAAAAAAAAACUUAAACUAAUUUUUUUGCAAUUGUUAAAAAAAAAAUAUAUAAAAAAGUGUAGGUAUUUUAAUGAGCACACAUGUGAAAAUGACACAAGUGCUAAUGAGCCUACAAGCAAGUAUGAUCAGUCGAUAAAUUACAUUAGCGCGGGCGUCGACGCAUCAGGGUAUGCGAAUAGCUAUGCUUCUGUAUAUCACCCCAAUCGAAACAAUCACGUGGGCAUGAAGAAAGUGGAGGCAAAUUCCCAAAAAACGAACUCAGCCACGUAUGGAAAGGUUAAGACCACCAUCGAUCAUACGAUUCACACAAACCACCAAGGAUUUAACCGAACAAGUAGCUUUUUAAACUCCACCGAAUUGGAUCAGAACAACCAACACCCCAACGAAUCACUCAACAGCUCCAACUAUAGUUUCCUCUUCGCGCCAGUCGACAAUGUAAAUAGCAUGAACGGAUACAAUACUACAACGAACGCAUUCUCAAAUGAUAGCAAAAAACAGGGCACGAAAAUUAUGAGAGAUGCGAUAGGUAUCGCUGACAACGCGAAACGGAGGAAAACAACGGAAAAUGAACAAGGGGGAAAUCAAAAUUGUAGAAAUUUUACCAACAACGAUUCCUUCGAUGGGAAUAUAUUCUCCAUGAAUGGAGAGAAGAACAGAAGUUCGGAUCCACUCAGUAGUAGUAGCUACUUGAACGAGGAUAAUAACAGCGUCAUAAGUAGUGCUUACCCAGGGGGAGGAAGUUCUUAUCCAGGAAGUAGCUCAUACAUGGGGGGAGGGGAAAGUUCCUAUCCGAGGAGUAACACCUCCUUCGAUCGCUCUAACAUCAUCAAUGUUCAAACGACAGACAGGAACAAUGGUGCACCCAUGAGAAGAGAAAAUCCAUACGAGUAUUUAGACCCCAGGGGAAACAUAGGGGACAAAUAUACAAAUAAUGAUAACAUGCAAAAUGAAAUCCUGGAAUAUCUGGACAACCGAUUUACAUACUUCCAGGCGAAUAACGAAGUGCUUACCAUUCUGUAUCUAAAACAAGAAUGUUUUAAUUUUAUAACACAAUAUUACAAUUUUAACGAAGUCGAAAAAGGCAUAUUUUUCUUUUUAUUAAAAAAUGUGCAACUGAGUUACUCAGUUGAAGAAAAUAAUUACAAACACACACCUUCAUUUUGUACCUUUGAUAGUGUGGAAAAAUACGUAAUAGCAAAUUUCAAAAAAAAGAAUAUGUACAUGGACAGAAAUGUCGUCUUACAAAAUUUAAAUAACUUAAUCAAAUAUCCAGACCAGUUGGUAAAAACACAAUGUAAUGAAAUGAUAACUUACGCUGCCGAUUUUUGCAAUAUUAAAAAUAUUUACAAAAAUAAAAUUACAACAAGUAUUAUAGAAAAUAUGAACGGGUCAGGUGCUUUACGUAUUUGGAACUUUCUUAUAGCAACACCUGAAGAGAAAAUUAAUGAUGAAGUGAUAAGUGAAAAUGUUUUAAUCCCACUAAAUGAUGUAAGAAAAAAAUUGUAUAAUUUGCUUUACCAUGGUUACAUCAAGUGUCAUGAGUGCAACAACAGUAACGUUAACAAAACGUACAUUAAGCACUCCUUGUCCUUCUCCACCAACCUUUAUUACACAACGAAUAAAAUAAAGGAAAAUUUGUUUACCAUCGCGAAAAAUAUUUACAUACGGAAACUCCACGAGAAUAAUGAAAUUAACACGCUGCAUAAUAAGUCCAACAUGUGCGUGAACGAGAUAGAUAAGGACACCCUGGCAGAAAUGCGUACUGCACAGGGCACUUCCUCUGGACAGAACGUAUCCACCAAUCAAACUUCCAACACAGCGAACAGAAACCAUCAGAAUAAAAAAAAAAUUAGCUUGACAUCGCGCGAGUAUGCUGUGGACUACCUGGAGAUAAGUUUAAUUAACCUUGACAAAUUAAUUUUUAUUUUUAACUCAUAG